Molecule: messenger RNA, 1251 nt
Organism: Aspergillus aculeatus ATCC 16872
Lineage: Eukaryota; Fungi; Ascomycota; Eurotiomycetes; Eurotiales; Aspergillaceae
Product: CIA30 family protein
Exons: 3
Coding region: 249-1004 (251 amino acids)
Biological process (GO): NADH dehydrogenase complex assembly
Source: RefSeq, a predicted model, not a curated record
UGGAAUAUGUAAAGGGACCACCCCCAUUCACCGAAGCUAAACCCAACCGGGCUCCGCAAUCGGGGCUCCGCAAUCCCGACGUCAUCGAUGCCGAAAACCGUCCGAUCCCGAUUGCCGCGAUUCUGGAAUCUGAAUCAACAACAUCCACAAAAAACCACCUACGUCUCUUUCUCUCAUUCUUACCCCGCGCACCUCAAUUCCCCUUGUUUCUUUCUCAGAACUACACACACACACACUCAUCAAUAAAAAUGUCACCCACAACAGCAACCUACCUCUUCGGAGGUCCGAACCCCUGGACCCCCGAAGACUGGACCUCCUCCGACGACCGCGUCCGCGGCGGCGCCUCCCACUCCUACCUCACCAUCACGCCUUCUUCUUCCGACGACGAAAAGACUACAGCCCGCUUCCACGGCACCCUCGACAUCCACACCCUGGGCGGCGCCGGCUUCGCCUCCCAACGCACGACCACCACGACCAAAGAAUGGGACCUCUCCCGGUUCUCGGGGAUAGAGGUGCAUGUCCCCCACGCCGACGACAAGCGCUACACCCUCAUGCUGAAGGAUGAGAUCCUGCCGAAUCGGCCGGACGGGCGGGAGCGGAGCUCGCUGUCGUGGGAGGUGGACUUCACCGUACCGGAAGGGGGUGGGAGGUUACGGUUUGCGUGGAAGGAGUUUCGGCCGACGUACCGUGGGAGGGAGAUGAGGGAUGGGGUGAAGCCGUUGGAUUUGGAGAGGGUGAGGAGGGUGGGGAUUAUGGUGAGGAGUUUCUUUGGAGAGCAGGAGGGGGAGUUUGAGUUGGUGGUGGAGUCGAUUCGGGGGUUCGAGGCCCCCAAGGAGGAGAUGAGGUAUAAGGAUGAUGUGUUUGCAACUACUUGUGCAGUGGAGGAGUAUAAUGAGAAGUGGGGUGAGGAAAGGGAGGGGGAGGGGCUGAGUCGCAAGGCGCAAUGGAUGGCUAGCUCACGGCCUUGGGAUCGGUUGAGGGCGAUGUUCUGCUGUGGGAUCUAGUAUUCUUUAGUUCCAUCAAGACGGAGGUAGGGUGAAGCUAAAAUAGAAAAAACAACACUAUGGAUGCGAUUACCUCCUCCCCCUAAGCAUACAGCCCAUGCCCAACACAGUACAGUACAUACUCUCACUCUCCAACCCCCGAAUAACCCUCCCAAACAAAAGCCUCCACCUCCCCAACCAACCUCUUCAACCGUCUCUCAUCCUCCCCACCCACCGUAACAGCUACAUAACUCCUCCCCCCAUCCAC